AUGUGGCAGAUUAUCAACUCCAAAUGGUCGGUUGCCAUAUCUUUAAUAAUUGCCAUCGAGCAGACGCUUUUCCACAUGAAGUCUCAUGCCUUCAUUCGCACCAGCCUUGACAUAAUCCUUGACCACGCCGAAGGAGAUCAACAAGAUAAAAUUGGCGAAAUUGAAGUGGCAGGCCAACUCGAUUCGUGCAAGCCAGACAGGCGGAAACAAGCCACAAAGUCUGACCGGCCAGCAGAUUAUGUAAAGGAGGCUGCUAAAAAUGUCAUCGGCGAGAACUUACGAGUUUCGACCCCGCAUCGGUCCUAUCAACACCCUGUGACUCAAGGGUACUCGUGGCAGUGUAGCCGAGUGGUUAGCGUGUCAAGCUACCGACCGGCACUGCCGCGGUUCGACUCCCGCUGA
Messenger RNA from Protopolystoma xenopodis, 402 nucleotides. The record is from the annotation of a GenBank genome assembly. Lineage: Eukaryota; Metazoa; Platyhelminthes; Monogenea; Polystomatidea; Polystomatidae.